Alternaria novae-zelandiae is the source of this 1128-nucleotide messenger RNA. RefSeq lists its product as uncharacterized. The record is from RefSeq and is a predicted model, not a curated record. The transcript has 3 exons. Bases 1 to 1128 code for a protein of 375 amino acids. Lineage: Eukaryota; Fungi; Ascomycota; Dothideomycetes; Pleosporales; Pleosporaceae. Gene Ontology annotation, molecular function: oxidoreductase activity.
AUGCGGGGUGUUCUUCAAGUCGCCCUACUUCUGCCUUUGGCCGUGGGGAAUGCGCUUCCCCACGACCGAGCGCAGUUCAAAAAGAGACCCUUCGACCAUGUUGACGACAUCCUCGCUGGCUUGGGUAGUAUCAAGCAGGACCUCAUGGCUGGUGGCGCUGCAAUCAACCAGCAGCUCUAUCAAGCCACUCAAAAGCCCGCGCAGUACGAAAAGUGCAACCCCAGCAACGUCCAAGUGCGGCAGGAAUGGUCUACCUUCUCCAAGGCUGAGAAGAAGGCAUACAUCGGGGCGGUUCAGUGUCUAGCUGAGCUGCCGUCAAAGACACCAAAGGAGAUGUGCCCCGGUUGUAGAAAUCGCUAUGACGAUUUCGUGGCCACCCACAUGCAACAGACCUUCAACAUCCAAUGGCACAAAGAUCCUACAAAGUCGCCUCUGCUCGACGGCUCUGCGACGUCGAUUUCUGGACAGGGCGCAAAAGGAUGCAGCAAUCAGACAUGGACUGGAAUCCCGUCGAACGAUCAACCAGUCAUCAAGAUUCCGCAUGGCCAAGGUGGUGGCUGCGUGACCUCAGGACCGUUCACGAACUUCACUGUCAAUCUCGGACCGUUGGUUCCUGCGUCCAAAUGUGUCCGACCGAAUCCCGAUCCGUCUGGCCUAGGAUACAACCCCCGUUGUCUCAUGCGCGAUAUCAACGGCUUCACCGGAGAGGGAUGGCUGAAGGACGACGACGUGGUUUCUCUGCUCCAGAGUGACGACUACCAAACGUUUUGGGAAGUUUUGCAAGGUGGGCCAAUGGGGAACAGCUUCGCGAACGGUUUCAUGGGCGUGCACACGGCCGGUCACUUUAUCAUUGGCGGCGAUCCGGCGGGUGAUUUCACAGCAUCUCCUGGAGAUCCCUACUUCUUCUUCCACCACUCGUCGAUUGACAGGCUUUACUGGACUUGGCAGAACCUGAAGCCGAGUGAGCGUACAACUGCCUUGUAUGGACCUACCUUUAUCGGAACCCCGACCUCGCCCAAUGCAACACUCAACGACACCCUGAGCAUGGGGGCAGCAUAUCCUGGGCCCAUCACCAUAGAAGAUGCGUCAAGCACCAUGGGCGGACCAUUCUGCUACAUCUACAUUUAG